AUGACCAAACAAUGCCGUGAGAAUCCCAUCCGCAAGGCCGUCAGGACCUGGGCGGAAGCCCACGUCCCAGACGAGGAUUAUCCAGGAAUCGCCGAGCAACUGGUAGGGACGGCGCCGAAGCGGUUCACCAUCUACGAACCCAUGGUCCUCCUGCCGUCCGCCAGCUUCACCCAUGAGACGUGGACGACUAUUCUCAGCAGCAGCAGCGACAGCAGCACACGGUCGCUCUGGCGAAUGAUUCUGGAGGAGAUCUCCGGGAACGAGGGCAAGCGUCGAGUCACGCACCUAGCCGUCAACGAGGCGAUCCCCCCGGUACUACGCAGCGACUCUGAUGCGGACCCCGGCGACCAGUCGGAGAAUGUGCUCCGCAGCCCGAGCGGGCUGCGCAUGCUGCAUGGGGACUUUGGCGGCGCAGAAGAGGGCGCCGGCACGGGAACGCGUGACUUCGAGGGGGCAUUCUGGGUCCGGACGAGGCAGAACGGGAUACUGCAGACCUGGGCACCUCGGUGGACGAUGUUCAGCCGGGGGAACGUCAAGGAGAAGGCCAGGCUGCUGGGGUUCCCCAAGGCUCCCGUCACCGACGCAGGCGAGCGGCAGCAGUGGGCAGUCGACCUGUAUGCCGGGAUAGGCUACUUCGUCUUCUCGUACGCGUCGCUGGGGAUGAAGGUCCUGUGCUGGGAGAUGAAUGCCUGGAGCGUCGAGGGGCUGAGGCGAGGAGCCGCGGCGAACAGGUGGGGGGUGAGGGUCGUGUCAGGGUCGGAGCUGGAGGGCAUGUCCGACGCGCAGCUCGUGGAACUGGUCCGCGGUGGGGGCCAGAGGAUCACGGUCUUCCUCGAGGACAACCAGAGGGCCGCCGGUCGGGUGCGCACACUGCAAGGGGCGGGGCUGGUCAGGGCCGUCACCCACGUCAACUGCGGGCUGCUCCCUACCAGCGAACCUACCUGGGAUACGGCGUGGGAUAUGACGGUGCACAGCGACGAGGCGUGGCUCCAUCUCCACGACAAUGUGGGAGUGGACGAUGUGCAGGGUCGGAGCAGGGUGCUGCAGAGCCGGUUCGAGGAGAGGGCCGCCGUCCUUUCGAAUGGUCGACAUUCACGGGUAGAUCACGUCGAAAAGGUCAAGACGUAUGCACCUGGGGUGUGGCACUGCGUAUUUGACAUUCACAUCACGAGUUGA
Geosmithia morbida is the source of this 1176-nucleotide messenger RNA. RefSeq names its product tRNA wybutosine-synthesizing protein 2. Gene Ontology annotation, cellular component: cytoplasm. Bases 1 to 1176 code for a protein of 391 amino acids. NCBI's taxonomy places the organism in Eukaryota, Fungi, Ascomycota, Sordariomycetes, Hypocreales, Bionectriaceae. The record is from RefSeq and is a predicted model, not a curated record. The transcript has a single exon. Gene Ontology annotation, molecular function: tRNA methyltransferase activity; S-adenosylmethionine-dependent methyltransferase activity. Gene Ontology annotation, biological process: wybutosine biosynthetic process; tRNA methylation.